Molecule: messenger RNA, 264 nt
Organism: Ascochyta rabiei
Lineage: Eukaryota; Fungi; Ascomycota; Dothideomycetes; Pleosporales; Didymellaceae
Exons: 1
Coding region: 1-264 (87 amino acids)
Source: RefSeq, a predicted model, not a curated record
AUGGAAGAGCAUCUGCUGCUCGGCGGAAGUCCAAUCAUCCUCGCCAAUGUCUUCCUGCAAGCUAUAUACCGCGAGCUGGCGCUUAGCUUCGCUCAGCCACUUGGCCAUUCGAGGAAAGUUGGGGGUGACGAAGAAAGCCGAAAAACCAAUAAUGACUGUGAUUAUGCCUUCAAGGACGAAAACACACCUCCACGCGCGCAGACCGUGUAUCCCAUCCAUAUUGCUAGUGACUCCGGCUGUGAUGAGACCACCGAAGGCACCUGA